This is a messenger RNA of Lasiosphaeria miniovina, 1296 nucleotides long. RefSeq lists its product as uncharacterized. Bases 1 to 1296 code for a protein of 431 amino acids. Lineage: Eukaryota; Fungi; Ascomycota; Sordariomycetes; Sordariales; Lasiosphaeriaceae. The record is from RefSeq and is a predicted model, not a curated record. The transcript has a single exon.
AUGGCACCGCCGCAGGUAAGGUUCCCCAUCCGAGUGCAGAACUGCGACCCGCCAACUCAAACCGAAUUAGUCGCCAGACAGGACCCAAAAUGGCUUGCCUGGACGGUCAAGGAGGAGAAGGAAACCGUGGGUAAGGAGCCGCCAAUGAGGUUCGUGCGCCCGGCGUGGCGCCAGCCGCCCAACGUGCGCGACGCCAAGCAGCUGCUUGAGUACUACGCCGGCAUGUUCCGGCCGCUGAUCCCGCUCGCAGGCGGCUACCGCGUGAGCUACUUCAACGAGGGCGCGACCAGCGUGCUCUUCCUCGUCAACAACAUCCGCAUCGGCGACACGAGCCGCUACGGCAAGACCGGCUGCAUGCAGCUCCCCUCGGAACUCCUUCUGCGCGUCACGGUGCCCUGGGCACCCCACUACGGCGUCGAGAACGAGGUCGCCACGACGCUGUACGUCGGUAAGCUCGAGAUCCCCGUGCCCAAGAUCUACUUCUUCGACUCGUCGGGCUCGAACCCGCUGGGGCUGGACCUGAUCCUGCUGGAGCGCAUCCCCGGCAUCCCCGCCGAGGACCUGCUGCAGAAGCUGCAGAACCCCCAGGGCCCGUACAAGGGCAAAAACGUCGACGCCGGCGAGGUGGAGCGCGGGCUCGCCAGCGAGGCCGUCGGCUACCUGAGCGAGGACCUCUGGGACGCGUCCAAGACGUUCACGCACUUCGGCAGCCUGUACCGCGACUGGGGCCACGCCAAGAACUUCUUCGUGGGGCCCAUGAUCGACCACCUGCUGUUCGCGCCGACGGUCGGCGGCAUCUGCAUCGACCGCGGGCCGUACCCGGACUGGCUGUCCAUGUUCGAGGGCGCCUUCGAGUACCGCAUGGGGAUCGACUGGGACAAGAUCCGCGCGGCGGCGCCGCAGGACCACCGCGGCCAGCCCAAGGUCGCCGCCGACGGCCGCAAGACGGGCGCCGACCCCGCCGAGACCGAGAAGCGCGUCCGCGCGCUGUACGCGCGCACGCAGAAGGAGCUCGCGGCGCUCGGGGCCGCCGACGACGGCGAGGCCGUGGCUAUGAAGCCGCGCAUGACCCACGGCGACUGCCACGGCGGCAACGUCAUUGUCAACCCGCCGCCCGACUCGCGGAUCCAGGCGAUUAUCGACUGGGAGUCGGCGUCGAUUCUGCCUGCGUGCAUGUUCCCGCGCCGCCCGGACAUCGCUGCCGGCCAUGGCUUCGAGGCGCUGCCUGAGACGAAGACGCAGACGUCUACGACUUUUGGAUACUGCUGGUCCGCCCUGUACACGAUCAUUGAUUGA